AUGUCGUCAAGUGGUGGAGGGCCCAGCGCAGCUGCGAGGCCAGUACAGAUAGACGAGUUUCGGACAGUUAUAAGAGACCUUUCGCAGCAGUGGUUGCAGCGGAUUAUGCAAGAGAUUGAGAAUAGUGUGAGACAUUUGCAAAGAUCUAAUGAUAGGCUUUCACGGUAUAUAACGAAGUUGCGCGGGGAACAGUCGCAAGAACAGGAUGAACUUGAUCGUGAGAUUGCAGAGGACGAUAUCGGGCAAAAUGACAUACAGUUGUUUCAAGAUUCUUUGAGGGAAAACGAGGUUGUUUUGGAAAAUUACCGGGAGCGUUUGAAGGCUUUGGAUGAAGAACAACUAUACCGUGCAAGUGGGAACAUAGGCGGUGGUGCUGCUAUGACGAAGGAUGUGAAAUCUACUUUAGUGCCCGAAUUUGAUUCUGAAAACGCUGAUGUGAAUGCAACGGCGCCCAACAGUGUUUAUUUGUGA
This is a messenger RNA of Eremothecium cymbalariae DBVPG#7215, 471 nucleotides long. It is a transcript of the gene TMA17, whose product is annotated as Tma17p. The transcript has a single exon. Gene Ontology annotation, biological process: proteasome regulatory particle assembly. The coding region runs from base 1 to 471 and encodes 156 amino acids. Gene Ontology annotation, molecular function: protein-macromolecule adaptor activity. The record is from RefSeq and is a predicted model, not a curated record. Lineage: Eukaryota; Fungi; Ascomycota; Saccharomycetes; Saccharomycetales; Saccharomycetaceae.